Aspergillus calidoustus is the source of this 960-nucleotide messenger RNA. Lineage: Eukaryota; Fungi; Ascomycota; Eurotiomycetes; Eurotiales; Aspergillaceae. The record is from the annotation of a GenBank genome assembly.
AUGUCUCUCAAGUACCUCCUCACCGUCGUGAGCUGCCUCGGGCCGGCCCUUGCAGCUCCGACUCCCUGCGUCAAGCGCGCUGUCUCCUCUGACGAUGUCGCCUUCGGCUACGCCAGCCUGAACGGAGGUACUACCGGCGGUGCCGGCGGUACGACCACCACGGUUGCCUCGUACGCCGAGUUCACUGCCGCUGUCGAGGGCGACGAGCCCAAAGUCGUCAUUGUCAGCGGCCCCAUCACCGAGAGCGCCAAGUCGGCCACCGUCGGUAGCAACACCAGCAUCCUCGGUGCUGACGCCAACGCUGUCUUGGACGGUUUCGGUAUCAACAUCAAGAAGGCCGAGAACGUCAUCGUCCGCAACCUCGGCGUGAAGAACGUCCUCGCCGAGAACGGCGAUGCCAUCGCUGCUGAGUACUCCACCAACAUCUGGAUUGACCACGUCGAUGUCUCCUCCAACCGUGACCACGACAAGGACUACUACGACGGUCUUCUCGACUUCAAACGCGCCUCGGACUACAUCACCGUCUCCAACAGCUACAUCCACGACCACUGGAAGGCCUCUCUCGUCGGCCACUCCGACAGCAACGAGGACGAGGACUCCGGCAAGCUCCACAUCACCUACGCCAACAACUACUGGUCCAACAUCAACUCUCGCGGCCCCUCAAUCCGCUUCGGAACCGGCCACCUGUACAACAACUACUACGAGAACGUCAGCGACGGCAUCAACACCCGCCAGGGCGCCCAGGUCCUCGUCGAGUCCAACGUCUGGGUUGACGGCAAGAAGGCCCUCUACUCCACUGACGAUGGCUACGCCGUCGAGCGCGACAAUGACUUUGGUGACGCUUCCGCUGAUGCCCCUGAGGGUACCCUCACCAGCGUCGAGUACGAGUACACUGCUCUUGGCCCUGACAAUGUCAAGGCUGCCGUUGUGGGGACUGCUGGACAGACUCUUACUUUCUAA